CACAAAGAGACAACAUUUUUCUUAGAUCCAGAAAGCACGUUUGUGUUUAGUACUUAAUUUGCUUUACAUUCUAAACUUACUCAAUGGGAAAUAUAAUAAACAUUUGAUGCAUUUUAAUAUAGAACUUUUUGAAGUGGUGGAUGAGGGGGAAGUACACGCCUACCGUAUCACUGCGCAGUCUGAAGAGGUGGAGUGAAUUGGUCGCCAUCUUAGCAAACUAUCUUAGGCGUGCUUUUUGCUGCUGUUUUUAACGUAAAAAUAAUAAUCAAUUAUUUUCUGUGUUUUGGAGUGAUAAGGUAUGUCCGGUGGUGUAAUUAGAGGUCCCGCAGGUAAUAAUGAUUGCCGAAUAUACGUCGGGAAUCUCCCCCCCGAUAUCCGUACCAAGGACAUUGAAGAUGUGUUUUACAAAUAUGGAGCGAUCCGAGAUAUUGAUUUGAAAAAUCGUAGAGGUGGCCCGCCAUUCGCUUUCGUUGAGUUUGAGGAUCCAAGGGAUGCAGAAGAUGCUGUGUAUGGUCGUGAUGGUUAUGAUUAUGAUGGCUACAGAUUACGGGUUGAGUUUCCAAGAAGUGGAAGAGGUACUGGAAGGGGUGGAGGUCCAGGAGGUGGUGGUGGAGGCAGUGGUGGUGGAUUGGGAAGAGGAAGAUAUGGACCACCAUCCAGGCGUUCAGAGUAUCGGGUAGUAAUUUCAGGUUUGCCUCCUAGUGGAAGUUGGCAGGAUUUGAAGGAUCACAUGCGUGAAGCAGGUGAUGUAUGUUAUGCUGAUGUUUAUCGAGAUGGUACUGGAGUUGUGGAAUUUGUUCGGAAAGAAGAUAUGACCUACGCAGUUCGAAAGCUGGAUAACACUAAAUUUAGAUCUCAUGAGGUAGGUUUUAAUUUGUUCUUUAUCAAAAUUGGAUGCAUUGGGGGACAUAACAGUGGGAUGUACAAGGUAAGAGACUGCUUAAAAGUCGAACUAAUGGGCAGUUUUAUACCUGAGCUAAUGAUUACCUUAAUUCCUUUUUGUUUAGAAAGGCUCCAUCUUGUGAGUUUUGAAUUUUUGUUUUUAGACUUAUUUUACUGUAAGUUCUGUCUGUUCAAUAGGGAGAAACUGCUUACAUCCGUGUCAAAGUUGAUGGCCCAAGAAGCCCAAGUUAUGGAAGAUCUAGGUCACGCAGCAGAAGUCGAAGUAGAAGUCGAAGCAGAAGUGCCAGCAGAAGCCGUAGUUACUCACCUAGGAGGAGCAGAGGGUCACCACGCUACUCACCACGCCAUAACAUAUCUGAAGAAAAGGAUUAAGAAUGCUUUGGAUUAAAGGAUUGUGGAGCACAUUUCAGUCAUUUUAGGAUUGUCAAAGCGUGUCUGUUUGGAGGAGGCUUGAGGAGGAGCAAUCUGAUCAAUAAUGGAGGCAAUGGUACGACUCCAAAUGCUAUUGUCACAGAUACAAAUUAGUAGUAUUGACCUUGUACUGAACAGCUGCAGCCUCAAAAUUGUUUAGUUAUAAAUUUUGAUACUUGCUGACUUGCAGAUUUAAACAUAUUUUGGCAUUAUUAAAUUAGCUGGUCUAAAGUGUAUGUAGUAUAAUGUCAAUACUCCUGCACCUGCAUGUCAUGUGUGACUGGUUUAGUUUGGUUUUAUUAACUUUAAUGCAUAAAACAUCUGUUUUAUAGGAAUUCAGCUUUUUUCAGAUAUCGGAAAGCAAUUAUGCCAGUUUCCCCACUUUUUUAGAUUGAUUAGUACACUCUUUGCUUAAUGAUUAGUUCUUGUGGUUUUUGAACAGUUUCUACAUCACUGAGCAUUUUGCUGCUAAAAACAUUUGCUAGUGACAUACACUGAAAUACAUGAAAAACGUGUUCAGUGUGGAAGCUAAAUGCAUUACGCAUGUGCUGAAAUGUGAUACAAUUUUUAUAGUACCUUUCAUUUUGUUUACACUUGUAUCACACAUUUGUCUUGUACCGGUAACUACAUCUUGUAAAUUCCCUUGUCUGCUUUAAACCUUAAGUACAUAGUGAUGGAAUUCGGGAAAGUAAAUGUAGCUAAAAACACUACAGUUGACUAGUUGUAGUUACCAUAGUCCUUGGUAGUGCCCUACAUAUGGGGGUUUAAUCUUUCUUUUAAACUUGUGUAGGUGUUGAUAGUUUUCAUCACCCACUUUUGAAAGUUUGCAACAUUGCCCUUUGCAGGUCUUUUUUUUUUGUGUAAUGUGAUUUACUACUUUAUUUCCUGGCCUUGAUUUUGCCAGUAGAUGCUGACCUACAUGGGGGUGGGGAAAUUGGAGUACUUCAUAUUUUUCCCUUUGCUUGUUAACAAGCAGCAGUGAGUUUGGAGGGCUUCAGGAAUUUCCCAGGGUUAAUCCAUUUAAUUUUUUUUGUAUACAUCAAAUCUAGUGAAACUUUUGGGUAAAUUGUUCGCUGCUCUUCAUAGUGUUGCCAAACUUGCCUACGAGAAAGUUAAAUGCUUAAAUUAAAAUCUAGCAUAAUCCACCAUACAUUUUGUAAUGCUCAAUCAUCUGUUUAUUUCAAAAUGUUAGAGAAUUUUUAAACUUUGUUCUAAAGCUAGACUGUCUGAAAUUAUGUACUAGGUUUAGAAUUAAAUAUUUUUUUGUGUAAUUUGUCGAUACUAUUUCAAAGUUGUUUAGAGGGAAAAUGGUUAUAACUGCUCAUCAGAUGUUAGCUGCUUAGAUGACAGUUAUAACUGUUAUUUCCUCAAAAAAAUUUUGUCUGAUUACAGUGUCUAACUUUUGCCUCCUUUUUUUUGGUUUUUGCUGGUUAUUAAAGGUUUGGAUUGGAGGCUCACUGGAUCCCAAUCCUUGGAGCUGGAUCAUUGGAUUCAAAGCAGUAUGAGGAUAGGAUAGGGAGAAUCAAAAACAAGGAUUCAUGGAGCGGGAUCAAAUUACCAGGAACCGUAGGAGAGGAUUCCUGCCCCAACCAAACCGCAUUGUUGUGGAUUUUUUUAUACAAGUUAAUUGGCUAUUCCAAAGGUUUUUCAUUUUUGACGAUUGGAGUCCCAAAGAUGCACGAUGGGAUUUAUUUCGUGUUUUUAUUUUUUUAUUUUUUAUUUUUUUAAAAAUUUUUUUGUAAAAGGAGCAAAACGAGGACCAAGAGAGGUACGCUGGAGCAAUCUCCUUGGAUGGAUUCAGCAUGAGGAUUUGGUAAACAUAAAGGGAAAGGAGGGUAUAUAAUCGUUUUUACUAUAUUUUAUUUUUAAAUAUUAAAACCAUUUAAUUGUGGUUUUCAAUUGGUUUUUGUAUUGCCACCCAUUUUUCUCAUGUUUUUUCUGCCAAUAAAACUAUUUUUUAAAUUG
Molecule: messenger RNA, 3279 nt
Organism: Protopterus annectens (West African lungfish)
Lineage: Eukaryota; Metazoa; Chordata; Ceratodontiformes; Protopteridae
Gene: SRSF1
Product: serine and arginine rich splicing factor 1
Exons: 4
Coding region: 299-1291 (330 amino acids)
Cellular component (GO): cytoplasm; nucleus; ribonucleoprotein complex
Molecular function (GO): mRNA binding
Source: RefSeq, a predicted model, not a curated record